AAAACAAUCUGACACAUGAUGCCUAACCUAACAACUAUAAAUAAAAUCAAAACAUUGCAACUUGGCAUUGAAUUAUGCAUGGCAAUGUUGGUUUGGUCAUGAAAAAUGUAAAUAGCAUCCAACUAGCCUGAUCCCUGCACUGAGAAUAGUACCAAAACAGAGAUAUGCCUGGGAAGGUGAAAGUGAAGAUCAUAUCCGGCAGGAACUUGCCUGUUAUGGAUAGGUCUAGUGAUACAACAGAUGCUUACGUAGAGAUUAAACUUGGCAACACCACUUACAAGACUGAUGUUUGUCGAAAGUCUUUAAAUCCUCAAUGGAACUCUGAAUGGUAUCGGUUCGAGGUGGAUGACUCAGAACUGCAAGAUGAACCUUUGCAAAUAAGAUUGAUGGACCAUGAUACUUACUCUGCAAAUGAUGCUAUAGGCAAAGUCUAUUUAGAUUUAAAUCCAUUGCUAUUACCUGCUGCUAGUUUACUGUUGAAAUGGAAUAAAGAAACUGGGAAUAAUCAGGAAUCACCAUCAAAUUCAGUGAUGUCUGGAUGGAUUCCUGUUUAUGACACCAUGCAUGGAAUUCGUGGAGAAGUGAAUGUUGUAGUUAAAGUAGAAUUGUUUUCUGAUUUCAAUAAAUUCAGGCAAUCAUCCUGUGGAAUUCAAUUCUUUUGUUCGCCUUCUGUACCUCACGGAUAUUAUGCUCAAGUAGUUCACGGAUUCGUUGAAGAAUUAGUGGUAAACGAUGACCCGGAAUACCAAUGGAUUGACAAGAUCCGAACGCCGCGAGCUUCAAACGAAGCCCGGCAAACGUUGUUUUUUAAGCUGUCUGGUGAGCUGCAGAGGAAGAUUGGUGUUAAAACGUUGGACUUGGGUGGAAACGCUGUCGUUGGUUAUAUGCAAGCUUUUGAUCUUGAAGGAGAGUCGGGAAUAGUGGCUCGCGGCAUCGGAACUGCAGUGACGCUUAUAAAAAUGAUUGAUAUUCCCACCGAGAUAAAUCCUGAAACUGGAGCUGUUGAAGAGCGUGCGCAGAGUUAUCUGAAAUUCCUUGGCUCGGCCAAAGGCUUUUUCCUUAAUAGCAAUUCCAAUUUGUCUGUUGAUAAAUGUACUCCGCGAACCCCGAUGCCUUCCCCUUCGCCCUCAAUAAAAUCUCUAAAAUUUGAAAUAAUUUCCGAGUCGCCUCACCUAACGCGCCACCUAUCUGAUAGAGAAUUAAAUCCGAAAUCGAAUCCUCUCCACCAUUCGACCUCGUUACAAACCCUCUUGAGACAGGAAGAUUUGCGUGGAACCUCUAGUCCCGGCAUUUCGCAAACCUUUAAGAACCUAAAAUACACUUCGCGAAGUAUGUUCAACAAGAGGAUGGCUGUUUUGAAGGCUAAGAUGAACGACGAUGACUACGCUGUCGAGCCUGGUCAAAGGAAGUAUAGGCGAACGCAAAGCGAUUCCACCGGGAUGGCGGAGAUACUAGUCAGAUCCGUUUUCCAAGCAACUUCUAGUAUGGAUUGCAUCGCUGAAACACCGCACUUUGUUAAUCCUCACAUUGAAAUAGAAAACGCUGAGGAGGCGAAAGGAGUGGAAAACGUGGUAGCCACAUCGUACUUAUCUCUACCAGACACCUCCAUUACGCAAUCGUCAAAUGCUUCAUCAUCCUCAUCAGAUACGUCAAGCAUCGACGAGGAGUCUGAAAACAACGAGCUGGACACUGUAAGUCAUAUUGUCGAGAUCGUUAGGAAGCAGAGUAUGAUUAGGCCACAUCUGCGCGUUGAAGACACUUUGUCAAUGGUAGCAGCAGACUUAGAAAGUGACGACUUUAACACAUCCGAGACCAUUGAGCCUGACAAUAGUAGCAAUAAUGAUACACUCUCACUUGGAGGCGUUACACUCGAAGAAGAGCAUUUUGACGACAAUAGAAUAGUCACAGCAGCUAUUCAAAAUAUGUUACUUGAUAAAGUUAAAUUAUUGAAAACGUAUACCCCUCCAGUCAGUCCAACCAACGAAGAGUCUUUUUUCUGUCAUAUUUCUAAAACCUUUCAAAGCAUGAAAAAAUCUCCUACUGUGCAAUCCCUGAGUAAUAUGGAUAAGCCAAAUUUGCUGGGAAGCAAAUUCACCUCGUUACAUAACAUUCAUGAUGCUUCGUCCAGAAUCAAUAGGCACUCGAUGCACAAAGGGAAAGAAACUGUUCUAGGAGAAUUGUUUAAAAGAGUGGAUUCAACUAAUAUAGUGCAAUCUGAUGAGGAACUUAAGAAUAAGGGUUUUAUGGAAAAGAUUAAAGAAGGCAGUGAGAAAAUCUUCCAUGGUCCCAAAGCCCUAUACCAGAGACUCGAUUCGAAAAUUCACAAGAAGUGCGAAGAAGAAAUAGUACACAAUGAUUUGUUGGAGGCGGCUUUGGGAAACGUUUUAAUGGAAUCAAUGAAAGAUGUGUUGGUUACAUCGCACGGAAACACUCAGCAGGAUGACGCGAUUAUGCCAUCUGUAAGCAAUUCGGAACCUGAAACUCCGACGCCUACUGAAAAGAAAAGUUUUUUCAAAGGGAGUAAAGAGAAACUCCUAAAAGUUCCUAAAGUUCUUUUCCAACGACUCGACUCGAAAAUACAUAGGAAGGAACAGAGUCAAAUAAAAAAUGAGCAUGGACUGCUAGGGACGGCGCUCGGAAAUGUCUUGAUGGACAGUGUCAAUGAAAUCCUUGCCACUUCUCAAUCCCAAACACCCGAUCCCCCUAAUAAUCGAUCUAAUUCUAUAACCGUAGCGCCUGUCAAUACGGAAAUUGACACCGGCAAUAGUGAUAGCAUUAAUACUAUGCAUGCUUGCUUAACACCUCUUAGGAAACCGGAAAUACCACCAACUGAAAUACGCACAGAUAUUGGCCACCAUAGGACCGAAUCAAUGGGAACACCGAAGAUGUCCCAUUCCCCGAUCAAGCUAAACUCGUUACCAUGCAUUCAUCGCCGUUCUUCCGACUCGGACCUCAGCAUCACGCCAAAAGGAUUCCGAUUUAGGAAACGGAGUAGCUUAACAGGAAGCGAUCGAUCUGGAGCCGGGCAAUACAUGAGAAAUGCCGUUCUCCGAUCCACAGUACCGCCAGAAAAUUUUGAAAUCAUGGAGUAUCCGUUCCUUACCAUGUCUAAGUACCCUGACGGAUUCAUAUCAUUCAUUGGUGGUACAGUGAGUGCGAGAUCAGUGAAGUUGCUUGAACGUAUUUCCAAUAUUGAUGAACCGGAAUCAAGAGAUACUUGGUGGUCGGAAAUCCGGAUGGAAAUAAGGUCGCACGCGCGUGCUCUAAAUUGCAACUCUGUAUUAGGUUACACAGAAACCACCAGUAUAGUAACAUGACUUCAAAUUAAAACNNGUGAAGACGUUUGCGUCUUGAGUGCUGGAGGAACGGCGGCGAUUAUUGGAUGUCCUUUAUCCAGCGAAGCUUCAAAUACCCUCUCCGGUCUUCCCGUCGUAACGAAACAGAGUAAUAAAGAACCAUUUGCUAAUAUUGAUCGAAGCGAGGCGGAAAAAAUACCAAAAUCCGAAAACAAUAAAUCUGAGAACACCAGCCCUGAACGUGAAAUUUUGCCGAAACAGGCCUGCAGCAUUUGUCAUCUUCCUUAUCUGAGUAGCUCGAUGCUUAGGAACUCAACUACCAAAUGCAUGUUAUGUCGCUCUGGAAAAGUGCCUGAUGUUAUGAUCGCGACUGUUGAAGUUCCGGAUGGCAUACCCACCGUAGGCCGGGGCUGCUUCGUGCAAUCCUAUGUAUGUAGACCGUUACGUGAUGUGAAGGGCGAAUCCUACGCAAAAGAAGUAUCCGAUGGUUUGCCGUUCUUGGAGUACGAGCUCCACAGGUUACUGAUAAACAAAUUGAAAGUGAAAGGCAUGAACGCCGUCUUUGGCCUGAAGGUUCGGAUAUCUAUAGGCGAACGGAUGCUGGUCGGUAUUGCCACUGGAACAGCGGUCUUCCUGUCGCCUCUUCCAGCUCCUCCGAUGCCUAAGUUGAAAGCGGAUCGCAACGCCGAUGAGAACAAGAUCGCCCAGCUUCAGAAGUCGCUGCAAGACACGGUCAAACUGAAUAGAGAGAUUUACCAAGUCAUAAAUAUUAUUGAGCCUAAUGGGAAAACUCAGUCAGAUACUGAUGAUUCUGAAGACGAACAGGGUUCCCUCGAUUUGUCAGUCGGGAACAAAGACUGUUGUAUAUUAGAGGUGGACGAUCCGGAGGACGUGGACGUGUUGAACUCCAUUAUGGAACCUCGACCGCCAGAUGGUUUCCAUGUGGUCAACACCGAGAAUGUCCCAGGUCUCGAAGAUCUUGAGAUCGUCAAAAACCUUCAGAUGUUCACACAGAUAUGGAGGGCCAAGAUCCAGCCACCUUUUACACUCGACAAACACUUUCACCGUCUGCUUCAAAGCGUCUAUUUCAAACUUCGCAGGAUGAUCCCAUGCGCCCUCUGCGAUCUUCAAUUCAGAGUUGAUUCUCCCGAGCCAGACGAAAUUCAACUUUGUGUCUUGGGUAUGGCGUUGGGUCUGGGUGACGUACCAAAGAUUUCGAAGGCGAAGCGUAAACCCUUGACGAAGAAGCUGAACGUUUCAGACGACGAUUUGAUUUUUAAUAUGGAGGACGAUCAAAUACCGGAGAACAGCGUGGCGCAAACACCGCCGAGUACUAAUUAUUUGCUCACUCAAAGUCUAAAGCACCGCCAGAAAUCGCCAAUUAGGAACAGAUUCGUAACGCGACAAAGACAUUUACCUUACAAAGAGCGUCACGGCGUCGACAUUACCCCUUUGUCCUACAUCCCCGGCGGCAAAAUUGAGAAAUACUUGGGGAACCUUAAUUUCUUUUUCAUUAGGGAAACGACAUCGAUCAGAGAAGAAGGCGGAUUAAGCGGUUUCAUCCACGGCUUCAUGACUGAGAUCAUGGCCAUCGUCAGGGCUCAUGUAACAGCAUUAGGCGGGAAUGCGAUGGUGGCUUAUUUCCUCACCGAGUGCGUUUUAAAUCACAAUUUACACAAAAACCAGGGCCAAUGCCUUAUUAAUGUAGGCGGGGAUGUUGUCUACGUGUCCUACUACUCCGACGACCAAUAGGAACCUCCACACCUCAAAUACCUCAAAAGAAAAGAAAACCUUAGGGUUGUUCCCACUUGCAAGUAACAAAAAAGGAAAAUAUUAUAUAAAUAUUGUUCAUUCUAUAAUUACUGAGAUAUUAUUUUUUCAUUGCCUCAUGUGUGAGCGUGCGAAUUGCAUACAUAAAUAUAUCUAUUUAUGU
Nicrophorus vespilloides is the source of this 5229-nucleotide messenger RNA. Its product is annotated as C2 domain-containing protein 5. The record is from RefSeq and is a predicted model, not a curated record. Gene Ontology annotation, cellular component: plasma membrane. Lineage: Eukaryota; Metazoa; Arthropoda; Insecta; Coleoptera; Silphidae. Gene Ontology annotation, molecular function: calcium ion binding; calcium-dependent phospholipid binding. Gene Ontology annotation, biological process: protein localization to plasma membrane; positive regulation of D-glucose transmembrane transport; intracellular protein transmembrane transport.